Molecule: messenger RNA, 544 nt
Organism: Anopheles coluzzii
Lineage: Eukaryota; Metazoa; Arthropoda; Insecta; Diptera; Culicidae
Gene: Tim8
Product: mitochondrial import inner membrane translocase subunit Tim8
Exons: 2
Coding region: 127-399 (90 amino acids)
Source: RefSeq, a predicted model, not a curated record
AGGCUGUCAAAAAGUACCUGACAACUGGUGAAACGAAACUGCAAAUAAUUUCAUCAGCAGAACUAUACAAUCUGCGUUAAAUAGUUACUUUCAUAGAAAACUCCACAAAUUACUCGCUCUGCAGCCAUGUCUAGCUUCGGAAGUGCGGACACGCCGAAAGCAAACGUCGAUCCUGAGUUGCAGGACUUUCUGAUGGCUGAAAACGAGCGCGCCCGGCUUAGCGCACAGAUCCACGAGUUCAAUGAUAUCUGCUGGGACAAGUGCGUGGAGAAGCCGAGCAACAAACUGGACAGCCGUACGGAAACGUGCUUGGCGAAUUGUGUGAACCGCUUCGUCGACACGUCGCUCCUGAUCACGCAGCGUUUCGCCCAGAGCCUACAGAAGAGCCAGGGAAUGUAAAGGGCUCUGGUUAGUGGGGUACCGUUUCAAUGGGAACGCAUUUUGGGAUGUAGUUUUUAGUUUCAGCAGGGCCCUUUAAUCAUACCAUUCUGUUCUGUUAAAUACAUAAGUGCAGAACGGCAUAUAUAAUUUACCUCCAAGGAAA